UAACAAGAAAAGAAAUAGAUGAAAUGAAACCGCAAAUUGAAAAAGCGGUUCAUAAGUUUCUUGGUUUUGGGGAGCCUGCUAUUGUUACUACUGCUGUCAAUUGUAUUACUUCGGGUUAUGAUAAACGUAAAACAGCAGAUAAACUGUCAGCUUUAUUAGAAGAUAAAAAGGCUUCAAAAUUAACUGAAAAAAUAUUUGCAAUAUAUGAUGAUACCAAAGUGGCGCAGAAAAGUAAAAAACGAAAUCACAUGGAUGACAAAGAAAAGGACAAAGAUUCAAAAAAACCCAGGUUUAGAGAUGAUGAAGUAAAAAAUGAAAAAACAACAGAAGCACAAUUGUCUGCAGAUAAGAUAAGACAAAUGAUGGCUAAUGCUCAAAGAGAAAUUGAAGAAAGGAAAAGGGCAUUGAAAGCUAUAAAGCAAGAAGAAGUGUCACCAGUGAAACCUCUUCUUAAAGCCAGAGAAUCACUACCAACGGUAGGAAGCAUGUAUAAUCAGGGUUUAUUAAGUAAAACAGAUUCUGAUAAAGCAAGAAAAAUUGCUGCUUUACAAGCUCAAAUCAGAAGUAAGCUAAGUUCAGGACUACUUGGUAAUGUCAGUGUUCCAGAUAAACCAACUCCCUUAAUCUUGGAUGAAUCUGGAAGAACUGUAGAUAUAACGGGUAAAGAAGUGCAACUUACGCAAGUAGUACCCACAUUAAAAGCUAAUAUUCGAGCAAAAAAACGUGAAGAAUUUAAAGCACAAUUACAAGAAUCAAAAGGUCCAGAAGAAAUUCAAGAUACACACUUUUUUGAUACUAGAAUAGGUGUAAAACCAGCUGUGCGUGGCAAACGUACAUUGAAAUUUCAUGAACCAGGAAAAUUUCAGCAAUUAGCGGAAAGAAUUCGUAUGAAAGCUCAAUUAGAAAAAUUACAAAAUGAAAUUAGUCAAAUUGCUAGAAAAACUGGUAUAAGCUCAGCAACUAAAUUGGCGCUAAUAGCACCGAAAACUGAAGCUCUUAGCGAAGAUGUGCCUAAUGUAGAAUGGUGGGAUUCUGUCAUAUUAACAGGAGGAUAUCCAAAUGAAAAUGAACCCACAACCAUUAAAAGUUCCACUAUUACAAACCUUGUAGAGCAUCCCACGCAAAUGCGACCACCAACUGAUCCACUGAAACCUAUAUACAUGCCUGUAUUUCUAACAAAGAAAGAACGUAAGAAAUUACGCAGACAAAACAGACGAGAAGCAUGGAAAGAAGAACAAGAAAAAAUUCGGUUAGGUCUUGAACCUCCACCAGAACCAAAAUUGCGAAUUUCAAAUCUUAUGCGAGUAUUAGGUACAGAAGCCGUACAAGAUCCUACAAAAAUAGAAGCUCACGUUCGACAACAAAUGGCUAAAAGAUUAAAAGCACAUGAAGAUGCAAAUGCAGCUCGAAGACUUACUGCCGAUCAAAGGCGUGAAAAGAAGGCAAGAAAACUUAAAGAGGAUACAACACUCGGUGUACAUGUAGCUGUCUAUAGAAUACGUGACCUUUUAAAUAAUGCGUCGAAGAAAUUUAAAGUGGAAACAAACGCAAAACAGCUUUAUCUCACAGGCUGUGGAGCAAAACAAUUAAGUAAAUAUAAAAGAUUAAUGAUGCAUCGCAUUAAAUGGGAGGAAGAUAUAAUAAAGGAUAACGAUGGAAAUGAUGUGCCCAACAAAUGCGUUCUUGUAUGGGAAGGUACUAGUAAACAACGUCAUUUCGGAGAAAUCAAAUUUAAAGUUUGCCCGAUCGAAAAAAUGGCUCGAGAACACUUUAAGAAACAUCAAGUUGAACAUUAUUGGGAUUUAGCUUAUAGUGGGGCAGUUCUUGAUAAUACAGAUGACAUUCACUCUUAGAACCCAAUUCCGAUUCGCAGAUUCCUAGCAAUAUGUGCACUGGUCGAAAGUAUGACCUUACCGUCGAACAUGUUACUGGACCUGGGCAGGCGUACAAACAUUUCGAUGGAGAAGUACGAUCAGGCGGAACGAGCUAUUCUCAACUCGCACACGCAUUUAAAUCACGGUUCGCCAUCUUGGUUCCUCGGCGCGUCCCACGAGAUGACCCAGCACGCCCAAAAUCUCUCCAGAAAAGCUCUACGGAUCGAGACGAUGGCCGUGAUGCUGGUGGAAGCUUUGAACAUGUCGUCGGAGGAGGCUUCUUCCGUGUUGCCGUCUGUAGCGGCCAUAAAUUGUCCUGGCUCGCCCACGUUUCUGCAAGUGAUGGGCAGUUGCAAAAGAAUCGAUUCGCGCUAUAGAACGCACAGCGGGAAGUGCAAUAAUGGCUUACAUCCGACUUGGGGCGCCGCUUUGGAGGCUUACGUACGAUUUCUGCCACCUGAAUACGUGGACGGUGUCUCUUUGCCGCGUACAGAUUUACCCAGCGCCAGAGACGUCUCUCUGCGAGUGCAUUCCGGAGGGUUGGACCUUAAGCAUCCGUACUUGAUGGCGCUCACAGCGUUGUUCGGUCAAUUUCUCGUUCACGAUCUCACGCACACGCCGAAGAUGGGAUUACCCGAUGGGACGAAACUGAAAUGCUGCGACGUCGAUUACGAACACUUUCAUCCGGAAUGCUACCCGAUCCGGGCCGAUAACGCUGUAGGCUGCAUGGAGUAUUCGAGGUCGGCACCGCAUCCAGGAAAUUCGCUGCAGGGCUGCAAACUAGGUCCUCGACAGCAGAUCAACCAAGCGUCGUCGUACUUAGACCUUUCUCCAGUUUAUGGAAGUUCCGAAGACGUAGCAAAAGCUCUACGAUCCGGCAAAGGCGGUUUGCUUAGUACGCAAAGGAAGAACUUGCCCAUGCCUUCGCCGAAGUACGAAAGCUGCAGGAGCGUAAACAAAGCUUUCCCAUGUUUUCUUAGCGGGGAUUCGCGGGUAAACGAGAACCCAGGUCUCACUCUAAUGCACGUACUUUUUCUACGCGAACAUAACCGUGUCGCUAUAGAGCUGGGACAAUUGAAUCCUAACUGGGACGACGAGAGACUCUACCAGGAAGCAAGAAGGAUCGUUAUCGCGGAAAUGGAGCACAUAACUUAUAACGAGUUUCUGCCCGUUGUUGUCGGCGAAACAACUAUUAACAAAUACCAGUUACGCUUAACGUAUCGAGGCUAUUUUCGAGGCUACGAUACACGAACGGAUGCGACACUUUCGAACGCUGCCGCGUCUGUUGGGCUUUUCUUCAUUGCCACGCUGACCCCAAAAACCCUCGACCUAGUUGACUCGCGAUCGGCGUUAAAGUCUGGAGAAAGGUCCUUACUAUCGGCCUUCUACGCUCCGCAAGAGUUCUAUGAAGCUGGUGCUAUUGAUCGCUUGAUCGCCGGCGCUACAGCGGGACAUUCUAGGAAGCCUUUGCCGCCGGGACUGAACGAAAUCCUUUUGGAACGAUACUUCCACGAUGGAAAAAGCAACGAUAUCGCGGUGGAUUAUGCCGCGCAAGUGAUACAGCAAGGGAGGGAUCACGGUAUACCGACUUACGUUAGAUGGCGAACAUUUUGCAAUUUAUCGCACAUCACCAGUUUCGAAGACCUUAGAGGAGCAAUGACCAAAGAUACGAUAGAGAGACUUCGAAAAGUUUACAAAAAGAUAGAAGAUGUAGAUUUAGUGACAGGAGCACUUUCAGAAGCGCCAUUGGCUGAUUCAGUUUUGGGACCAACAUUUCUUUGCCUAUUGGGCCGUACUUUUCGAAAUGUUCGUUUUGGCGAUAGGUAUUGGUAUGAAAAUGCAAACAGUCCAGGAUCGUUUACUUUAAAUCAAUUAGAAGAAAUCAGAAAGAUCACGAUGGCACAAAUUUUAUGUUACAACGGUGAGAGGUUAAAUUGGGUUCAACCUAGAGCCUUUCUUCUGAGAGAUCGCUUUCUGAACGAAGUGAUAAACUGUACGAUACACACGAGCGGAUCACCAAAUUUUUCACAUUGGAAAGAAAAGAAUGAUUCUUAA
Messenger RNA from Habropoda laboriosa, 3929 nucleotides. RefSeq lists its product as uncharacterized. The record is from RefSeq and is a predicted model, not a curated record. Lineage: Eukaryota; Metazoa; Arthropoda; Insecta; Hymenoptera; Apidae. The transcript is spliced from 12 exons. Gene Ontology annotation, molecular function: peroxidase activity; heme binding. Gene Ontology annotation, biological process: response to oxidative stress.